This is a messenger RNA of Miscanthus lutarioriparius, 1083 nucleotides long. The record is from the annotation of a GenBank genome assembly. NCBI's taxonomy places the organism in Eukaryota, Viridiplantae, Streptophyta, Magnoliopsida, Poales, Poaceae.
AUGACUCCACGGCGCUUCUUCUUGGUCGCCCUUCUCACGGCGAUCUCAUUCUUCGCCAGAACAGCGCUGGUAGCUGUUAGCCAGGACUACACAGCUGCUUGGCCCUAUUGCUCGACGACCGGCAACUACACCAUGGCGAGCUCAUACCAGGUGAACCUCGUCCAGCUCAUGGCUGAUCUCCAGGCGGGCGCCAUAGACAACCGUGGGUUUAAUGUGAGCAUGGCAGGAAAGUCACCGGACACUGUCUUUGGCCUCAUCAUGUGCUAUGCCGACAGCAGCUGGGAUCAGUGCCAGAACUGCGUUCGAGCCGCGACCGCCGGGGUGCAGCAAACAUGCCAGUUCAGCCGGGAGAUGAAGGCCUACUACAUCGAUGCCUGCGUCCUGAGGUACUCUGACAAGCCGUUCUUCUCUGUCGCCGAUCUUAACGUGGCCUACUACGGAUGGAUAUAUACCUAUGUCUCCGACAUGGUAGGCAUGAACGCCACGAGGUGGACGCUAAUGAACCGGCUCGUGGGAGAGGCAUCCGGUUCGCCACUACGGCUGCCCAACCAGAGUGAGGUGUUCAAAGACUCCGAUGGCAGCUCCCAGAUGAUGUAUGGGUUCGCGCAGUGCACAAGGGACCUCAACUCAAGCGAGUGCACCAGGUGGCUCACGCAUUUGGUGGCGGAGCUGUCCAACUCCCGUCCAAACAACACCUACGGCGCUGUAAAAGGAUACAGCUGCUACGUGGUGUACCAGAUCGGGAGAGACCUGGGCAUCAUGCUUCCACCUUCACCGGCAGAGUCGCCGGAGCCCUCACCACCGCCACCGGUGACGACUCCACAGCAAGAAGUGUCUCACGCAAACAAACCUAAUAAUUCUGGAACAUCUGGCGUCUGCAUGUUCUUGUUUUUUAAUGCGAAAGCUACGUCGCCUCCUCACGGCCUCGACGGAAGGCUCAUAGCCGGUGCAACUCUGGGUUCAUUGGCUGCUGCCGUCGCCUUGGGCAUCAUGGCAGCGCUCUUUUGGCGACGCAGGAGAAAGGAUACUGCACCGGAACAGGAACUAUGCGCUAUGUUCGAUGGCGAGCCGCAAGAAGAUUAG